AGUGUCCCUUUCCAUAUCCCGCCUUGAUGAUUGAGAGGUAAACAGCUAACUGACUUGCAAUCAGUGCAACUUUACCCAAAAGCAAAUUGUCUUCCAGGCUAAAGUAAUCGUUCUGAGGUGGCGGUGCAUCCUAGGCGUACGAGUAGAUCACAUUCACUUAAACAAAAAUGGCGGGUGACAAGGAUCCUUUCAAGCAGAUGAAGGAUCUCAACCAGCUCAAGAAUCAACUGGAAGAGAUCCAGAAACGUGUGGAGACCGAAUUUGCAACAGGAAUUCCACAGGGGGGCUCUGUGCUGGCAUCUCCCUUUUUGAAGGGUUUCCUGGCUGGGUAUAUGGUGGCCAAGCUCCGCUCCUCAGCUAUCAUAGGAGUGCUACUAGGAACAUUCACAGGCAUCUACGCUGCACAGAGCUAUCAGGUGCCCAACAUUGAAAGCACUCUGAAAGACUAUAUGAGUUCGUUUAGAAAAGGACCAAAGUAAUGG
Molecule: messenger RNA, 482 nt
Organism: Coregonus clupeaformis (lake whitefish)
Lineage: Eukaryota; Metazoa; Chordata; Actinopteri; Salmoniformes; Salmonidae
Product: SLC35A4 upstream open reading frame protein-like
Exons: 3
Coding region: 168-479 (103 amino acids)
Source: RefSeq, a predicted model, not a curated record